Adineta ricciae is the source of this 894-nucleotide messenger RNA. Lineage: Eukaryota; Metazoa; Rotifera; Eurotatoria; Adinetida; Adinetidae. The record is from the annotation of a GenBank genome assembly.
AUGCCAACUUGUAAUUACUGCGGACGAUGGAUUUUAAAACUGUCUCGAAAAGCGUGGAUAAGAUUGACCAUCAUUAUCGGUAUUUUCUUCUGUCUUGCAUUGGUUAGUUUCAUCGUAUUCUAUGUUCAUAUUUACCUCGGUAGUUUAAAGGAACAGUUCUUUACUUUUCGAACGAACUGUACGGUCAAUGAUAUUCGAUACAAAAAUCGAUCUUGUAGCAAUCAACAAGUGAAAACCUGCCAAUUGAUUUCUGGAGGAUGUGUUAUAUAUGACAAUGUUCAAAACAUUGUUCUCUACUCAACAUGGUCUGAUUAUGAAAGUUCAUGUGAAGAAUGCUCGGUUGAUCCAUGUUUGAACUUGGAUAAACAUGAAUUUUACAUAAACCAAUCGUUAUUAUUUAUCUAUUGGUCUACCAAAUAUCAGCACGGUUAUUUAAAAAAAAUAUCAAAACUGGAAGCUAAGAUCGCUAGAAUUCUAUUUAUUGCCCUUGCUGGCACUUUUUCCAUAUUGUCUCUGCUUUCCCUCAUAUGCAUUGCUAUUACUAGUAUCUAUAACAGAUGGGAGCAGAGGAUGUAUCCGCUGAAUACAAUCCAUCCAAAUGGAUCAGCCUACACACGACCGCCAACGAUCGUUGUUCAAAAAGCUUCCAACCCGGUAAAAAACAAAAAUCGUACACCGUCACCACCACUGGCUGAUCAAUUGUCAUCACAAAGAUUAGUUGUGCCAUUGGACACAAUGUCGAACGGGCAUCUGGAAUGUGAACCUCGCAAUAAUUUAUGGAUCCGAACUCUUCAACCAUUACAGGUUUCAACACUAUCAGGCGUCGUAGCUGCGCUACGGCAGCAGAGAAGAAGAAGCAGCAACACCAUCACACCGAGUGAUACAACUGCAUGA